Molecule: messenger RNA, 1758 nt
Organism: Malassezia restricta
Lineage: Eukaryota; Fungi; Basidiomycota; Malasseziomycetes; Malasseziales; Malasseziaceae
Exons: 1
Coding region: 1-1758 (585 amino acids)
Source: RefSeq, a predicted model, not a curated record
AUGUUGAGCUUUAUGAAGUCCCAGCUCCCACCUUUACGGGACACGCUGGCUCAAAUGAGCCUUAGCGAACCAUCCAACCGCAUGCCGGGGGGCAUUCCGUUAGACGACGUGAGCUCGCGCAAAUCACUGGUGUCGGAAGAUGCUCACGAGCAUGACACCAAUAUGGAGCAUGGAGCUCAUGCUGCAUCUGUACACGAUCAUAAAGAAGAAGAGGAGGAAGAUUCAUUCACAGAUACAAGCGUGCAGUCAGAAGUAUUUCUGAUUGUUCAUGCCAACUUGAAGCGCAAAAGCUCUCACCCAUACGACCUGCAGGUGCAGUUAGUGCGCCCCAAAAACCGAGGACGUAGUACGACCACGUCUUCGGCCGGUCAUCACGCGGCCACCAAGGAUGACCAUACGCAGCAGGGCCUUAGUCGGCGUCCGUCCUUUCAAUCAUUCCUAAGCACACAAUCAGGCCGGUCUGAUUCGAAUGAACAAUCGCUCGGACGUCGUAUGAUUCCUAUGUACAACCUUGAUUACCACCAUAUUCGUCCAAAGCUUGUGCUGGAUGCAGGCACAGACCAGGUCAUGGCCAAAUUCUCGAAAAAAGGCAUUGAACUCGAUGGAUUUGGCACGCUUCAUUCCUUCGAAAUUGGCUUUAUCCACGAGCACCAUACAUUUGUGGGUCUCCAAGAUUCGGACGAAGAGUCGAAUUAUACCAAAUCUCUCGAAAGUAUGGAGCAGGGUGCCCCUACUGUGACGGAGCAGCAUCGUGAAAGUCGGUUUAAGCGCCAACUGCGCCGCUUUCAUAAGAAGUUUCAGUCCAAGAGCCGCAGUCCUCCCAAAACGACACGGCUGUCGCCCUAUCUGCGGAACAUGCCCAAGCUCAAGCGUAUCAACUCGGACGAGACAUAUCAAGGUAUGCUGCGUGCGAUGGUCGCUGUGCAAAAUCCACAGGCCACACCUGGAGCGGGUUCUGCGAACGGAAAGAUUACUACGUCGUAUGUGUGGGGUAUUAAGGAGUACGCAAGGCGCGUCACUGAUGAGGAGCGACUUCCGCAUGCCGAGCAUCCAGUGCUGCGGGGCAUCUAUGACGGCAAGGACGAAGCGCAGUCUUUCAAGGUCACGGUAGCUGACGUGAUCUUCGAGCGGAUCUGGCGGCAGUUUAGCUACUACCGCCGCCACAACGUGAAGACGCGCCAUCCAUCGCACGAGGAUGACAUCUCCGUCUGGUUUGAAUGGGUGCGCGACUGGAAUGGUGGUGCUGACAACGAGCACAAUAUCUAUGAUCCCGCUAUCCACGGCCCACUCGAGUCAUACCCAUCGCCUGAUCGAAGUGUGCAUUCGUCUCCCAGCACGUCACCGGCGCUUCUCCCGCGGUCCGAUCACGUCAUGAAGGGGACGGCCGAGAUCGCUGCGACGGAUCUUGGCGUGCCGCACCAAAUGGCCGCGCUGCCUGCGUCUACGCACUCGCAGCAGCACUUGUCGAUUCCUGGAGAAUCUGACCUUGCGAGCUUCUCGUGGACGUGCUAUUUGGUGCUGAAUGGCGACGCACGCAUUCCGAUUGGUCAGCUCAUCCCCGCUCCUCACCAUCCCCUCAUCGCCUGUGAGCUCUUGCUGCCCUCGCCGCUGCCGGGCCUACGUUGCCUUCCUAUCGGUUCUGACAGGAAUGGAUUUUCACGCGAGGAACUCCGCGACAUUGUUACGAUCACCGCUCUGCAUCUGACGCUGCGUGAAAAGCUCGGAUGCCUCAUCGAUACCGCUGGUGGCUGCAGUUGA